AUGGGCAGUGGCGAGUCCAAAGCGGAGAAGCUGCACGCUCAGGGUUGUUACGGAGGAAACGACUUUUUGAAGGAUGGCAAACUCGGGAAAAUUCAGUUAGCUGUCCGCCUUCUGAGCGAGGCAGUUGACGAGGCGCCACUGGACCACCCGAAACGCGCACUGUUGCUCAGGGACCGAGGCAGCUGGGGCGGAUACUUGUAUGAACGCAGCGGCAAAGCGCAGGACUUCACAGAGUCAGUCAAUGCCUGCGAAGAGGCUAUCUCAUUGGCAACGCCAGAACACGCGGAUCGACCGAUCACCUUGAUCACAUAUGGAGACCUCCUCAUGAAACAAUACCGAAGGGAGAAGGUAGACGCAAAUCUCGAGAGGGCGGAAAAGCUAUACGAGGAGGCAGUCCGCCUUACACCACCUGGCCACGAGUAUCGGAUGACCAGUAUGCUUUCACUAGGCGAUUGUCUCAUCUCAAAAUUUGAGAAGACAAAAGAUAUACAAGACAUCGACAAGGCCAUUAAAUGCUGUAAGGAUGGCAUAGCCGCUACAAAGCCCCCAGACUUGCCAGUCUGGGGCUACUCUGCUCUCAGCGCCUGCUACCAGGCCAAGUAUGAGGUGACCAAGGCGCGCAGCGAUAUCGACGAAGCCGCCAAUGCUGCGCGCAAAUCUGAGCAGCUCUGUCCCGAACAUCCGUAUGGUCUCACCGCCCUUGUGAAAUGCUGUAGCACCAGUUAUAAGCAAACCCAGUCACUCAAGGAAAUCAACAGCGCAAUUGUCUAUGGACAAAAAGCCCUUAAGGCAGCGGGGGGUUUGAAUCAGCUCCAGUGGGAAGAGAAUAUCCGCAUCUUGGGUGAUCAGUACGACGCAAAAUAUGCCAAAACUCUGAACGAAGAGGAUCUCGAUAACUGUAUUUACUGUCGCCGGGAACAAUCCAAGGUCUUGUGUGACGCAGAUCCCGCCCGGGCACAUUGUCUUUACCUCCUCUGCGGCUUUCUUUUCAAGAAGUAUCAAGCAACAGAUAAGCAUCAAGCAGCAGAGGCUGUUAAGGUCCUUCUAGAAGCUAUCUCAGCGGGAGAGAAAGGCGUCUCGGCCCAGUGGCUUGUGCCCAACGAUUCGGAGCGAGUGGCGCUGCUUGACUUAUUGUCUUCCUGCUACAAUGCUAAGCUUGCAAGGAAGGAUCUUGGCAAGGCAAAAGACCUUCAGAAAGCCAUCUCUUUCGGUGAGGAGGCUCUUCAGAGAAUGGCCCAGGAUGAUCCGCGUAGGGCAGAGAUAGAGAGGAAGGUCAAUGCAUUGAGGGUGGAUGGUUUCUAUAAAGAACCCAAUAAGUAG
This is a messenger RNA of Hyaloscypha bicolor E, 1320 nucleotides long. RefSeq lists its product as uncharacterized. The transcript has a single exon. The coding region runs from base 1 to 1320 and encodes 439 amino acids. The record is from RefSeq and is a predicted model, not a curated record. NCBI's taxonomy places the organism in Eukaryota, Fungi, Ascomycota, Leotiomycetes, Helotiales, Hyaloscyphaceae. Gene Ontology annotation, molecular function: protein binding.